AUGGAGUCGGGAGAUGUGGACAAUUACUUCAUGCUCGAUAUGGCGGGUGCGCCAGAGGAAGGGGAAGAGGAGCUUGAACAGACUCAGGAAGGCCAAGAUGCCGAAGCGGAGGCAGACCUCGGGUGGGCGGUCGAUACCGCUGCUGACAGCCGGGAUGUGGCGGCAGACAUCGGCGACACCGACUUCGAGGAGUAUGCCGCAGACUUAGAAGCGCAAGCGCAGCUGCAGAUGGAAGCGGAGGUGGACGCCCAAGCAGAGCUUGCCUUGGCAGAAGAGGAUGCCCGCGCGCAGGAGCUGGCCCAGGAGGCAGCAGCUGUGGCGGCGGCCUUCGGAGUGGAAGACGAGGUCCCAAACUUUGCAAUGGAGUUCGCUCCAGAGAAUGGCACGCCCGUCCACAUGCAGCAAGAGGCAUUGGACUUUGAGGCAGCUGGGGAAGCUGAGCUCGGGGAAGAGGAAGCUCCCGAGCAGGCGGACACAGAGGAGGUCGCCGAAGCCGAUGCAGAGAUGCAAGAGGACGAGGCCGACAGGGCGGAUGAAGCCGGCGACAGUGCUGCGGUAAGCUUGCAGCCGUCACGGAAGCGGUCUCGCGAUGCCGCCUUCGCGGAAGCACAGGAGCUCCUAGCGACGGUCACACCUGCAGCUUUGUUGGGGAAGCUUCGGCGCCUGGACCCUGUGGCGGGCAUCGACGAGUAUUACCUGGUAGAUGGCGAGUUGGAGGGCCAGGCCCUCGCCGAGGACUUCCAACUCACCCGCGACUUCUACUCCGCACAGGCGCUGGAGAACUCCCUCGUGUCGAUGCGUGCCGCAGUGCAGCGAGUGCAGUCACGAGUGAAGAUCCCGGAGAACAGCAGCAUAAUAGAAGUCCUUCCAGGCCGUCUGACCUGCUCAUGUCUCGGGCGGUGCUUAGUAGCACAUCCCACAUGA
Molecule: messenger RNA, 924 nt
Organism: Symbiodinium sp. CCMP2592
Lineage: Eukaryota; Dinophyceae; Suessiales; Symbiodiniaceae
Source: the annotation of a GenBank genome assembly